Megalops cyprinoides (Indo-Pacific tarpon) is the source of this 2279-nucleotide messenger RNA. Its product is annotated as ribosomal protein S6 kinase beta-2-like. The transcript is spliced from 16 exons. NCBI's taxonomy places the organism in Eukaryota, Metazoa, Chordata, Actinopteri, Elopiformes, Megalopidae. Bases 237 to 1634 code for a protein of 465 amino acids. Gene Ontology annotation, biological process: signal transduction; protein phosphorylation. Gene Ontology annotation, molecular function: ATP binding; protein serine/threonine kinase activity. The record is from RefSeq and is a predicted model, not a curated record.
AAACACACGUUGUAAAAAAUAACCACCGCAUUUUUAGUACGCCAGUCCCCUAUUGAUGACGUAAGGUCAAGCGCUGUCACAAACACAGAAACAGAAAAAAAACUAGACGGAGCUGGAAUGAAAGACAGGUAACCGGAUUUUUUUUGGAAGAAGGGAGGAACAUAGACAACCAGAGAGACCCUCCUCUCUUGUUAAACACCACAAUCAGCGGGGAGGAACGAGGCCACGGAUGAAGCAUGGCCGGGGUGUUCGAUAUCGACCUGGAGUCCGAGGACGUCAGCGAUGCAGAGGAGGAAGUGUGUGACUUUCCUGUGGCAGAGAGUGAGCCGGGUCAGACGGAGGAGGUGGAGCUGACGGGGGCCAGUGUGAACCGGGACAGUGAGAGGGUCGGGCCUGAAUGCUUCGAGCUGCUGACAGUGCUGGGGAAGGGGGGUUAUGGCAAGGUCUUCCAAGUGAGGAAAGUACAGGGCUCCCAGACUGGGAAAAUAUUUGCCAUGAAAGUCCUGAAGAAGGCGAAGAUCGUGUGCAACGCCAAGGACACGGCGCACACGCGCGCAGAGAGAGAGAUUCUGGAGACCGUCAGACACCCCUUCAUUGUGGAUCUGCUGUAUGCCUUCCAGACCGGCGGCAAGCUCUACCUCAUCCUGGAGUGUCUGAGCGGUGGGGAGCUGUUUAUGCAGCUGGAGAAAGAAGGGAUAUUCAUGGAAGACACGGCCUGUUUUUACCUGGGGGAGAUCACGCUGGCUCUGGGACACCUGCACUCUAAUGGGAUCAUAUACAGAGACCUGAAGCCUGAGAACAUCAUGCUCAACCACCAAGGACACAUCAAGCUGACCGAUUUCGGCCUGUGCAAGGAGUCCAUUCAUGAUGGGGUGGUCACACACACCUUCUGCGGGACCAUAGAGUACAUGGCUCCUGAGAUCCUGAUGCGCUCGGGCCACAACAAAGCGGUGGACUGGUGGAGUCUGGGAGCACUGAUGUACGACAUGAUGACCGGAUCGCCCCCCUUCACUGCAGAGAACAGGAAGAAGACCAUAGAUAAGAUCCUCAAGUGCAAACUUAACCUGCCUCCCUACCUCACCCUGGAUGCCAGGGACCUGAUCAAGAAGCUGUUGAAGAAGAAUCCCGCACAGAGGCUAGGCUCCAGUAAGGCAGACUAUGCUGACAUACAGAAGCAUCCCUUCUUCAGACACAUCAACUGGGACGAUCUGCUGAAUAAACGAGUGGAGCCACCGUACAAGCCCUGUCUGCAGUCAGAAGAGGACGUGAGUCAGUUUGACAGCCGUUUCACUCGGCAGACUCCGGUGGACAGCCCUGACGACAGCUCCCUGAGCCACAGUGCCGAGCACGCCUUCGCUGGCUUCACCUAUGUGGCUCCCUCGGUGCUGGAGAGUCUGAAGGAGGGGUUCUCCUUCGAGCCCAAAACCCGCCCCGUCCGGAGACUAAACAGCAGCCCGCGCACGCCCAUCAGUCCUCUCAAAUUUUCUCUGGCCGACCCGUUCAAAGCCAGCGGAGACGGGGAGGCAGUGGUGCCUGUUCAGGCCACGCCCCAACCCCCUGACAACUGUGCCACCCAGCCAAUCCGGACACCCGGCAGAACCAAGAAGCAGAAAGGCCACAGGAACGGCAGAUGAGGCCGGACUCAGCCUGCUGUGGUCUCUGCUCGGGGGGGGACCCUGUGUUUCUCACUGUUCAGUCUGCCUACACUCACUUCACUUCCAGGCCAAGGUGCUUCCUUCAUCGAGACAAUGUUUCUGCAAAGAGAUUUAACUCUAUUUUUGCAACAGUAGUUAAAAAUUAGUACGAGUCAUAUUUCUGUGAGUCAUAUUUCUACAGUGAUCAGUAUCUGUCAACAGCAAUGAGUACCAGACACAAAAAAAACCUGAAUGUUGUAUUUUUUUGCUAUCUGUCAGACACUGCUCUGUGGGAAGAUCUUAUCUAAACUCUGUGAGACUGUCCCACAGUCUGAGGAAAAAACUGGUCGAUCGAGUACAGAGUCCGCAGCCUCCUCCUUCUGUUACAGCCUUAAACAGGCUGUCUGUAAUGGUGCACACAGUGGUGUUAGGAGUGGAGCAGCAUUUUAGCCUGUUUACCCCACAGGGCAGGGGGCUAGCCCUGGAGGGCCGUCCUGCUGGGUGCCUCUGCCGGUGUCUGGGGGGGUGGGGUCGCUCGUUUGUGGGUGUGAACAGGGGAAACACAGGUUCUCUGACCUGACUCAGUCCCAGAGACAACCUGUGCCUGAGAAAAUUUUAAACCUUUUAUUUAUCAGACUACUGAUA